UUGUUGAAAUGUAACAGAAGUCAUGUAGUUUGGUGUACAGUAGACAUGUUCUUCAGUAUCUCUCUCCUUGUACUUUCUGUCCUCCCUUUGUGCGGGGGAAUGAAGAGUGGUAUUAUUGGAGGAAAUGAAGUGAAACCACACUCCCGACCCUACAUGGCGUCUGUUCAGAUUAACAAAAAACACGAGUGUGGUGGUUUUCUUAUCAGAGAUGAUUAUGUGCUCACCGCAGCCCACUGUGUUGACAACAUUGAUCACUCUGGAAAGGACAAGCUGGAAGUCUUACUCGGAGCUCACAACAUCAAUCAAAAGGAGUCCCAGCAGCAGAGAAUCCAAGUACAGAAAUACAUCCUGCAUCCCUGUUACGAGCGGGGCGAACGUCCAAAUGAUAUCAUGCUACUGAAGUUGAAGUCCAAAGCUAAAGAGAACAAGUCUGUGAAGGUGAUCGGUCUUCCGAAGAAGGACAAGAACCUUCCAGCCCGUCAGGAAUGUUCAAUAGCUGGCUGGGGAAAGACCAAACAGAACAGCGCCGAGUCGAGUGUCCUACAAGAGGUCAAACUCAAAGUACAGUUUAACUUUGAGUGCAGAAAAAUUUGGGAAAAGUAUUUUGACACAAAGAGCAUGAUCUGCACUGUGUCUGAUGGGAAAAAAGCUUUUUGUCAGCGAUUUGGGAUGACAAAUUUUACACUGAUAGCAUGAUCUGCACUGUGUCUGAUGGGAAAAAAGCUUUUUGUCAGGGUGAUUCGGGGAGUCCUCUUAUCUGUGGAAAUGAACCACAAGGAAUGGCUGCAUAUACCUUUCGGGAAAACUGCUUAAACCGCAAGUAUCCGGAGGUAUAUAUGAAGAUCUCCUACUUUCUUCCAUGGAUUAAAGACAUUAUAGGCUAGAAAGUGAACACAAUGGAAGUAACCAAAAUCCAAUAAAAUAUACCUUGCAUGUAUGAAA
Messenger RNA from Ictalurus punctatus (channel catfish), 942 nucleotides. RefSeq names its product granzyme 3, tandem duplicate 3 (gene gzm3.3). Gene Ontology annotation, molecular function: serine-type endopeptidase activity. Gene Ontology annotation, biological process: proteolysis. Lineage: Eukaryota; Metazoa; Chordata; Actinopteri; Siluriformes; Ictaluridae. The transcript has 6 exons. Bases 46 to 696 code for a protein of 216 amino acids. The record is from RefSeq and is a predicted model, not a curated record.